AUGCACAGUUUCUUCCUGACGCCGAGCUACGUCGUCCUCUGCAUCCCCGUCGCGCACUUUGGGCUGGCCGGGCUCAAGGUGCCGUGGAACCGGAACCUUCUCGACUCGAUCGAGGCGUUUGACGCGACGCAGCGUUGCAAGUGGCUCGUCGUCGACCGCCGGGGGAAGAGGGGGCUCGUCGCCAGCUUUGACACGCCCGCCGCCUUUUUUUUCCACUCGGUCAAUUCCUUUGAGGAGACGUCACCGGAUGGGUCCGGCGUGGACCUCUUCUGCGAUGUCGUCGAGUACCCGAAUCAAGACGUCAUCCGGAGCUUCAACUACGACGUGCUGCUCGACAGGAACGACGCCGCCAAGAGGUUCUGGGGCGAAAAGAACAGGCUGCAGACGCUCCACCCGCGGCUCGCCCGGUACCGUCUCGGCGUGCCGCUCACGUCGGGCAGGAAGCGGGGCCAACGGACACGGAGACGAGGGGCGCGCUGCUCUGGGGGUGUCCGCGGGGGCACACACCAGGCGAGACCAUCUUUGUGCCGCGCCCGUGCGCGGGGCAGGUGGCGGACGAGACGACGCGUGCUGUGA
This is a messenger RNA of Verticillium alfalfae VaMs.102, 576 nucleotides long. Its product is annotated as carotenoid cleavage dioxygenase. Bases 1 to 576 code for a protein of 191 amino acids. The record is from RefSeq and is a predicted model, not a curated record. Lineage: Eukaryota; Fungi; Ascomycota; Sordariomycetes; Glomerellales; Plectosphaerellaceae. Gene Ontology annotation, molecular function: carotenoid dioxygenase activity. The transcript has 2 exons. Gene Ontology annotation, biological process: carotene catabolic process.